AUGGUGUUUUAUUGCCGAUGUUUCUCGUUCGAUGAUGACAGUAGGAAGAUCGCAAAUGAAUCCAGAACUCUAACAAAACCGAGGUCGUCAGUAUCCUCAAAUUUGGCCGGAAAACCAAACAGUUUGAGGGUUUUCACAGUCGCAGAGCUCAAGGUCGCAACUAAUAAUUUUCGCAGUUCUUGGAAGAUCGGAAACGGUAGAUAUGGAAGUGUAUAUAAGGGUAUGGUCAAGAGUUUGGAGCAUCCUUUUGAUAGGAUCCAGGUCAUUGUAAAGCACCUCAAAGGAGUAACGAAGGAUCACAAAGAUUGGUUAUCGGAGGUUCAUUUUCUUGGGGUGGUUGACCAUCCAAACCUUGUAAAACUAGUUGGUUAUUGUACCGAAGAAAAUGAAAGAGAAAUUACGCAACUGCUUUUAGUCUACAAAUACAUGCCUAACAGAAGCGUGAGGGAUCAUUUAUCUACAAAAUCUGAAACACCUCUCUCAUGGGACAUGAGGCUGAAAGUAGCUCAAGAUGCUGCAUGUGGCUUGGCAUAUCUACAUGAAGGAAUGGACAUUCAGAUUCUUUUCAGGUAUUUCAAUUCUUCCAAGCUCCUUCUAGAUAAUCAAUGGAAUGCUAAGCUUUCGGAUCUUGGGGUGGCUAUGGUAGGUUCUCAAAGAGGAGACAUUGAUGACCAUGACCUCAUAGAAACAAUGGCAUAUGUGGCUCCAGAGUACAUCCAUACAGGGCAUAUGUCAUCCAAGAGCGACGUGUGGAGUUACGGGGUCUUUCUAUAUGAACUUAUCACGGGUAGGCAACCAUUCGAUAGGAAUCAACCUAAAAACGAGCAAAAGCUAAUAGAAUGGGUGCGACCUUACGUACAAUCCAAAAAUCUCCAGCCUAUCAUUGAUCCAAGACUUGAAGGUAUAUAUUCACUCAAGUCAGCACAGGCGUUAGUCACUAUAGCUGAUCUUUGCUUAAAAAAGAACCCGAUGUCAAGGCUAAAGAUGAGUGAGGUCCUAGAACUGGUUAUUGGAGUCACUGGGGUUCCAUCACAAGUAAUUAGUUCUCCACCAGCUCCCAGUAUAGAGCCUGUUAACCCAUCAAAAGUAACCAAUCCUGCAUCAACUUCCAAGAGUAUAGUCCCAGUGACACGGCUUUCAAAGCUCUUGAAAUCUUGGUUUAGAAAGGUUUGUUCUUGUGUAUGCGUGCGAAUUAGCAAAUGA
This is a messenger RNA of Lactuca saligna, 1203 nucleotides long. The record is from the annotation of a GenBank genome assembly. Lineage: Eukaryota; Viridiplantae; Streptophyta; Magnoliopsida; Asterales; Asteraceae.